AACAACAUUUAUAUCCUGCCUUUCUCCUAUGACGAAACAAACACAGGGCAAAAGAACCAAUACAAAUGGUCUCCCAUCCAAGUAUUCACCAGCUCUGGGACCUGCAGCUGAUUUGGUCCUCUGUGAAUCGGAAGGGCAACCUUGUGCCCUUGCUGUCCUCUAACCAGAAAACAGAAUUUGUUUUGGGACUGAGAUUGGUCAACAUUCUUAAAUUCUGUGCAGCAAAUGAUGGUGGAUUGUUGCUGGCUGCUUCAAACGUUAGGAAUUCUCCUGUGUAUAAGAAAAACAAUAACAACCCUUAUGCUUCAUUUGGAGCAACCCAGGCAUGGGAUGAAGAGAAGAACUUGUGGAGCGCCCCUCACGACAUCUCCCACACAGAAGCAGAUGAUGACCGGAUACUGUACAACCUCAUUGUGGUUAGAGAUAGAUUGGAAAAGGAUUCUGAGGAAUGGCAAAAGCUGAACUAUGACAUCUACACACUAAGACAAAUGCGAAGGGAAGUGAGAAACAGGUGGAAACGCAUUUUGGAAGAUUUGGGUUUCCAAAAGGAAGCAGAUACCCUGUUAUCUGUGACCAAACGAAGCAUCGUUAGUGACUCUCAGAAUAUGAGCAAAGCCCGUGAGUUCCUCUUGAAGCUGUCUGAGGAGACAACUAUUUUCCCAACAAGCUGGGAACUUUCAGAGAGAUACCUCUUUGUGGUGGAUCGUCUCAUUGCCCUCGAUGCUGCCGAUGAGUUCUUCCGCAUUGCCAGUGUAACCUAUCCAAAGAGAGUUCACACGUCGCAAGAUGAAGACAGACUGAAAACAGCCCAGUGCAAUUCUGCUCUGUCAUAACACUGCUCCUCUUGUGCUGGAAAUGGCUGUUGUUAUUUUCUGAAAGAUAAGCCAGAGUAGUGUGACUUCAUCCUUCAGACAAAACUGGCAUCUUUUGGAAGCACAGCAGGCAACCAGGAUGCAGCACCUACUGCCCAGCAGGUGGCAUGAUGCCAUAGAGACUUGCCUUGUCUCAGGACAUGAUCCAUGACAGGGACACUCAGACUUUGUUGUAAGCUUUGGUGCUAGUCUAGGUGCUGGUGGUAGUCUUACAUCUACAGCAGAGAUACAAAGAGUGCUCUGGUGGUGGUAGAAACUUCCCAUAUACUGUAAAAUGUUGCUUCUUGUGUAUGCAAUAUUUCUCACUUCACCAGCUGAGUACAAUGAUAUGUAUUUCCUGUAAGUGGCUGUUUUUCCCUCCUACCUGCCAGAGUGUUCUUGUUUAAGUGAAAUUCUAAUAGAGGGUGAAAGCUGCCAUUUUGUGAUGUCCCCCUUCUUCUCUGAGUACAUUGUGUGUUGUGCCAGCAAAACUCAUCUGUGCCCACCUAUGCAAUUAGAGAUUAUCUGUCUUGUA
Messenger RNA from Sceloporus undulatus (fence lizard), 1386 nucleotides. RefSeq names its product melanoregulin (gene MREG). Bases 66 to 833 code for a protein of 255 amino acids. The record is from RefSeq and is a predicted model, not a curated record. Gene Ontology annotation, biological process: melanocyte differentiation; melanosome transport. The transcript is spliced from 6 exons. Lineage: Eukaryota; Metazoa; Chordata; Lepidosauria; Squamata; Phrynosomatidae. Gene Ontology annotation, cellular component: melanosome.